AUGGCGGUGGACCGACGCAAGGUUGCAGUGUUUGGUGCAGCCUUUGUGCUGCGACUACUUCUUGUCUGUCUUUUCCCAUCGUUGCCAGACCUUCUCACAGGCCGAGUGGAGGUCUCGACCCCGGUAAACAGCUUCAAGCGGCUCCAAGAAGGCCUCUUUCUCUAUAUCCGAAAUGUCUCCCCUUAUGAUGGCGGUGUUUUUCACCAGGCGCCGCUCCUCCUCCCCUUAUUUGCUUUGCUCCCAGACGUGCAAAGUAGCCCAUUCCCUACUGCUAUAUUCUACUUUCUUGUUGAUCUAGUGAAUGCGCAUGCACUGAUCACCAUUUCGGAAUCGGGCCAAUCGGUCCAGACACGACUACACUCCGCCAUGCGGAAGCACAUUCGCUGGGACGGAGUGUCCAUAGCAGCUUGGUUCUUGUUCAACCCCUUUACAAUCGCAACUUGCUUGGCCCGGUCAACGAGCGUCUUCACCACUACGGGAAUCCUUUACGCCGUCUCAAACGCCGUCGACGGAAAUAGCGUCAACGCGAUACUAGCAUUGGGAUUUGCGUCAUACCUAUCGCUUUAUCCCGCCUUAUUAUUUGUUCCCCUGGCGCUGCUUUGCUACGACCAACAGACACAAUCAUCCAAGGCGCCCGGCGCGGUGGUGUUCUUUGUACAACAUGGAUCGAUACUACUGGCCAGUGUUGCCGGUCUACUAGGAUUGUCAUACCUAGUCGCCGGAAACUUCUGGGAAUUCAUGUCCGCCACUUAUGGCUUCCAUCUGCUGGUCCCCGACUUGACUCCUAAUGUGGGUCUGUGGUGGUAUUUCUUCAUUGAGAUGUUCGACUCCUUCCGAGAGUUUUUCUUGGGUGUCUUCUGGCUUCACCUGGCCAGCUAUGUGGGGGGCUUUACUGCUCGUCUGCGGCGACAGCCUUUAUUCAUUAUUACUUCGCUCCUGGGCGUCUUUGCAAUCUUCAAGCCGUACCCCAGCAUUUCCGAUGCAUCUCUCUACUUUGCGCUGCUACCCUUGUACCGCCACCUUUUCCCUUUGAUGCGAUACACAUUCUUCGCAGUCUCCGCAUUGCUUUACUCCAGUCUUCUUGGCCCCGCAUUCUACCAUCUGUGGAUCUAUGCUGGAUCGGGUAACGCCAACUUCUUUUAUGCGAUCACCCUCGUUUGGAGUCUAGGCCUUUCUAUUCUGCUAGCCGACAGCAUCUUCGCGGCUCUCAGAGACGAAUGGGAGCAGGCCAACCCAGAGUUGCAAGGUCAAGAAGUGAAACAAAUAUAA
This is a messenger RNA of Penicillium verhagenii, 1269 nucleotides long. RefSeq names its product GPI-anchored transamidase subunit GAB1. Gene Ontology annotation, cellular component: GPI-anchor transamidase complex; membrane. The transcript has 5 exons. Lineage: Eukaryota; Fungi; Ascomycota; Eurotiomycetes; Eurotiales; Aspergillaceae. The record is from RefSeq and is a predicted model, not a curated record. Bases 1 to 1269 code for a protein of 422 amino acids. Gene Ontology annotation, biological process: attachment of GPI anchor to protein; protein localization to cell surface.